This is a messenger RNA of Suricata suricatta (meerkat), 909 nucleotides long. It is a transcript of the gene MUC7, whose product is annotated as mucin 7, secreted. The coding region runs from base 1 to 909 and encodes 302 amino acids. The transcript is spliced from 2 exons. Lineage: Eukaryota; Metazoa; Chordata; Mammalia; Carnivora; Herpestidae. The record is from RefSeq and is a predicted model, not a curated record. Gene Ontology annotation, cellular component: extracellular exosome.
AUGAAAACCCUGACACUGCUGGUGUGUGUCUGUGCCUUGAGUGCUUGCUUCUCAGUCAGUGAAGGUCACAAAACGCCAUGGAAAACACAUCACAAAAAGAAUAGUGUCCGACAACGUGUAGUACACCGCCAAUUACCAUUUCGUCCCAAACCUCAUUUAUUACUUAUUCCACAUAGAUACCAAAGGCCUUCUCACCCAAUCAGGAUAAGACCAAUGCCAAAACUUCCCUGGCUGCCUAAGUGUCCAGUUAAAAGUAGCACCGUGGUCAACAGCAACACUGCAGAGGCUACGACUCAAGUCCCAUCUUUGAGUCCCACAUCUACUUCCAACAAAACUACUGAAUCUCCAGGUGUGACUCCUUUUCCUCAGAAUCCUACCACCAUAGAUGAAAACAGGAGCUCUUCUUCAGCUACUCCAUCACUACAACCUUCCUCAACUCUGCCAGAGACCACAGCCGCCCCAACUACAUCGUCCUCAACUCUGCAAGAUAUCACAACCACCCCGCCUACAUCGUCCUCAACUCUGCAAGAGACCACAACCACCCCACCUACAUCUUCCCCUACUCCACAAGACACCACAGAAGCCCCACCUACAUCUUCCCCAGCUCCACCAGACACCACAGAAGCCCCACCUACAUCUUCCCUAACUACACCAGCACCACAACCUUCUUCAACUCCACUGGAGACCACAGCUCCCCCAAAUACCACACCCAAUCCAUCCCCAACCACUCUUGCACCUGGAACGUCCGAAACUACAGCCGCACCCACAACCCAAACUACUACUUCAGCCACUAUUCAGACUACUACUGUUGGACAAACCUCUGCUGUCACGCAAAAUCAAAAUGAUGCAAUCUGGCAAUUUUUUUAUGAGAUAUUUAAGUACAUUUCUUCUUUUAUACCAAAUAAAUAG